Molecule: messenger RNA, 2011 nt
Organism: Ciona intestinalis (vase tunicate)
Lineage: Eukaryota; Metazoa; Chordata; Ascidiacea; Phlebobranchia; Cionidae
Source: RefSeq, a predicted model, not a curated record
UCACACCUAAUGGCGCUGUAGUGGUGAUAAACUUGAAUAUGGAAGGCACGAAUAGUUGUGAAUUACAAACACAAGACACGGUACCUGUAUAUAAUAGCGACGAUUCGAAACUUGAUACGAAAAGUGACGAAGUCAAAACAGACGAUGUCAAAAGUACCAAGGCGUCACGUGACUUGUACAUUGUGACGGAAGAAUCGGACGUGACGCAACAUUCGUUUGUGUUUCGUCAUAAAGACGAAGAAAAAGAAGAACGAAGUAUAUUCGACGUACAUAAGAAACAUCUGACGUCAACGGGAAACCAAAGACCCAUCACUCAACCAGAGGGUCAACCAUCUUACCCUUCUUCACCCAGGCCGCUACGUCACGAAACCGACGUCACUACACUUCCGGGUUACGUUCCCACGCCCCCAGUAACAAUCGACAAACCCCCAAACCGGAAGUUGUACGAUUAUCGCGACUUUCAAUAUUUAGAACAAUCGCGUCGAAAGCGACGUCGAAAGAAAAGCGAGGUCGACAUAAACAUCGUAUAUAAUUUAUCAAGGUUUGUUACUCGGCCGUACGAGGGCGCUCUCGACAAAUACUCGGAUUCAAGCCCGAAGCCAAAGUUACGUGGUCGCACGUCACAAUUAGUGACGUCAUCAACCCAUUCACCGAAAUCGCGUUCGAGGACUUUCGUAUCACCUGAUUGUGACGUCACAAAGUAUUUGAGACAAAGAAGACGAAGUAUCUCAGCGUCGCCGCCUCGGAUUCACACGUCACAAUUACACCCAUUAUUCCGCGGAUCGCGAUCGACGCGUACCUCACCGAUCUACACGCCUACGUCAUCACCACCUACGUCAUCACCGCCUACGUCACACAUAGCGUCACCAUUGUUGCGUAGAUACCAACGAAGUACGUUUAGGUCGAUACUUGACCACGUGGGUGGGAAACAAGUUUCAGACAACUGUAAGCUUCCAGACAUCUACGCUAAGAACGGGGAACCCCCGAAACUGCUACCUCGGAAACAAUUCGAUACAUUAUCUACGUCAUAUCCGGGAGCGAAACAUCGCGUCGAUAACAAUCAAAAGAUGACAAAGGAGAAGAACAAUGAAAAGGCCUCCCCCAACAGCCACAAGCGUGUCCUGCUCAACACCAGUUUACCGAUCGGUUCGCCGACGUUUCAACGAGCGAUGAAAGGAUUUAACCCAGCGGUUGAAAAAAGUGGGGAGGGAAAAACUACGAGAGUGCGUAUCGCAUCCGCUGGGGGGCGCAAGGUGGGACGGGUUCAGCGUAUGACGUCAGCAACCGGAAAUGACGACGAAAUAAACGAAAUACGGGAUAGUUUGGGAUCGUUAUCGGUGGGGACUCCCCCUAAGUCGAUAUUAAAGAACAGACGACGAUCAAUCGACGAUUUAGAUAUCGGGACAAAGAAGGGAUUGGCGAUGUAUCUCAAGUCUAAACAACAACAUUAAGAUCCCAUAUUGCCCCUACAAACAUAUCCCAUAUUGCCCCUACAAACAUAUCCCAUAUUACCCCUACACACAUAUCCCAUAUUGCCCCUACAAAUAUCUCCUAUUGCCCCACACAUAUAUCCCAUAUUGCCCCUUUAUAUCCCAUAUUGCCCUUACAUACCCCAUAUUAUCCCUACACAGAUAUCCCAUAUUGCCCCACACACACAUAUCCCAUAUUACCCCCACACAUAAAUCCCAUAUUGCCCCACACAUGUCCCAUAUUGCCCCCAUAUAUACAACCAGGGGUUAAUACAGUAAGUCACAAACGGGAUACAUUUGUUUUAUGGAACCUUUCAUAUCUUUACACAACACACAAAUAUCAUACGUGUCGCAUUUUCCAAAAAGAGGGGUCUUAGGCCCAUUACCCGCAUUAAAUAUGCUCACAAUGCCCCAUUAUUACAUACCAAUACCCCCAACCAUAACCACUAUUGUUACAUUGAAUGAAUAACAAUCGAUCAAUGAUACAUCAUAAUAUAUCAUAAUGACAUCACAAUACAUAAUGUUCCAAACAUAACAAUCGA